This is a messenger RNA of Aedes albopictus (Asian tiger mosquito), 2298 nucleotides long. Its product is annotated as zinc finger protein 148. Gene Ontology annotation, molecular function: DNA-binding transcription factor activity, RNA polymerase II-specific; zinc ion binding. The transcript has 2 exons. The coding region runs from base 177 to 1280 and encodes 367 amino acids. Gene Ontology annotation, cellular component: nucleus. Gene Ontology annotation, biological process: regulation of transcription by RNA polymerase II. Lineage: Eukaryota; Metazoa; Arthropoda; Insecta; Diptera; Culicidae. The record is from RefSeq and is a predicted model, not a curated record.
CAGUCAGCUGCUGUCACAUCACAACUCCGCGAUUCGCUUGUAAACACGACGUUUGUGCGUUGGUGGUGUCUCGUCCAGCACGAGACAGUGAAAUUUAAUCUGUUAUUUCUCGCAAGCUAAGCAUAAUAAUUCAAACUUGCUUGGGUGCAAUUCACACGGACACGACUGCAGAUGCCAUGGACAAUGAUGAAUUCCCGCUGGAGUACUUCUGCAGACUGUGCGCUUCGGAGGGGGUGGUCAUUCAUCCGCUUUUUCCGCCUGGCGACGAGGACCCCAAGGACGAACUGGUUCGCAUGAUCGACGUGCUGACCUCGGUCACCCUGACCCGAACGCAGGACUCCAGUGCGGUCAUCUGCGACAAAUGCCUGCAGAUGUUGGAUCUGUUCUGCCGGUUUCGGGAGGAAUGCCUGCGACAGGAUGUGAUGAUCCGAACGAGACGGGAACUGGAGAAGGAAAGGCAAGAGGAAGAGGAGCGAUUACGAUUGAUCGCAGAGCGGCAACAGAUGGCCGCUGCAGCGGCGGUGGUGGCCGCAGCGGCACAACAAAUUGUUCCCAUCGAACCGGACGUACUUAUUAAAGAGGAAGAUUUAGAAGAACCUCCGACGAUCGUCAUCGAUGACUGCAAGGACGAACCGGACGAUGAGGACGACGAUGACGAUGAUGGGGAGGAACCGCAGUCAGCAGAUUCUAGUCUUGUAGUAGCCAACGGUGCAAGCUUUCAGUCACCGGCGGAGAUUUCCCUGUACUCCCAGACGAAUAGCCUGUCGAUUUCGGUGCAGGUGAAUCAGAUUUCCCUCGGAGGUGGAGGAGGAGGCGGCAGCAGCAGUCCCGGAUUGAUUCCGGCUCUAUCUACAUCACCCGCCACGACGAUUCCAUCUGGCAACGUUGUUUCCACGGCGGAGUCCCGUCCCUCCCGGAUGGUGGCAUUCCGCAAGGGAAAACUCGAUCCGAACAAACCCCCGCCGGACUGUGAGGUCUGUCAGGAGAGUUUCGCCACCCACUACGACUUCGAGCAGCACAUGGACAAUGUGCACGCGUGGGACCGGGGCACCCGGUGCUCGCUGGCGUGCGAUCCCUGCCAGAUGCGGUUCACCAAAUCGUACAACCUGAAGCGGCACAUGUACGAGGUCCACGGCGAGCUGGCUCCCGGGCUGACGGUGACGGCGUGCGAGUUCUGCGGGCUGAAGUUCCUCCGGGGGUACACGCUGAACCGGCACAUUGCCAAGGUGCACAGCAAGCAUCGGAAGGCGAAAAAGGUGAUGAUCAUUAAGAGUAAGUAGACUUUCUGGGGGGGUGGAUGAAAGGGGAGGGAUAGUUCGGUGGCCAUAUUCGAGAAAUGCAGGAUUAGAGGAUCGAGUUGGUAAUAUGGGAAGUGAGUACUAACAGGUAUGUGUUGUGUUUUUAAGAAAAGACGUUAUUGUGAAGAAAGAUAUGCAACUGAAUGAAAUGUAAAUGGUUAGUGUUGUUUAAGAGACCACUCCUAAGAGGGAUUCAAUUUAGAAGAUCAACGUUUACUUACUAGCAUCUGAAGGUCACUAGAGAAUACGGAUUUUACUUCCAAAGACAGCUAUGAACUCCGGUUAUGGAGAUAAGUUUUCGCAACUGGUCAGUGGGGAAAGGAACUGCCAUGAGAAGUUAUUUGUAUCUCCUAGCUAGGGCAUCAGCUCUGCAGCUUUCAGAAAAGAGUUCACAACUGUUGUCAAGUUACUGUAUACUCUUUUUUUUUUGGAGAUCAGCGUUCGUUUUACUUCGCUUUUUGCUUUUUUUAGCCAUUAUAAUAUAGGAGCUAAAGCUUCGGAGUUCAUGUUUUAAAUAAAAAAUAAGACAAACUCAACUUUUUUGUUGAGGGAUUAAAACUACUGUGUCCAUUGAAUCCGUAUCCGUAUCCAGUCCAUUUAGUAAUGAUUUGUCGUGACCUUAUUCUAGAACUACUAAUAUCAUAAUUCAUUUUUAUUAUUAUUUAUUAUUCUUUGUUAAAACAUAUUGCUAAUAUGCUUAUCAUGAGCGAUCAUAAGUCCCAGCACAAUCUUUCUAUUUAUCCUAUGCUUUUCUAUUUAUGCGUUGAGACGAUCCCCCUGACUAAGGUGUCGGAUGACAACCACUUAGUUGCUCGUCGUUGGUGCCGUUCGGCUCUGUGCAGUGCAUUUGGGUGGCACCUAUUCUGCUGAGCUUGUUAGUUUUCGAGUGUGCUUUACACGCAGAGGGUUUUCAAUGCAGAGCAUAUUUAUUGAUGCGUUGGGAGUUUUUUAUGUGAACUUAUCAAGAAUUCCUUCCGGCAUUGAUUCUUCGAAAAGACAG